AUGAGUUUACAAAGCCAUUUAUCGUUUUUAAAUAUCUUUGAAGAAACUCAUAAAGAGUUAGUUUCUUUAAAUUCUGCUUUUAAUCAACUUUUAAUAACAUAUAAACUUCAAGAAAAUUUAAAAAUUGAUAAUGAUAAUGAAAAAAAUGAACAAUUGAAUUCUAUUGAAUCAAUUAAACAACAACUAGAUAGUCAAGAAGAAGAAGCAUACCUUCAUCGACUUUUUACAAAUAAAUACUAUACAAAUGAUUGUUUAACUAAGGUUAAUUAUGAUAAUGGAUUAAUAAAAUAUAAACAAAUUCAAAACUAUACGAAGGCUGAAUUGAAUAUAUUUUUACUUGCAAUGACUAAAGCAUUGAUAAGAGCACCAGAACAAACA
Dentiscutata erythropus is the source of this 378-nucleotide messenger RNA. NCBI's taxonomy places the organism in Eukaryota, Fungi, Glomeromycota, Glomeromycetes, Diversisporales, Gigasporaceae. The record is from the annotation of a GenBank genome assembly.